Rangifer tarandus platyrhynchus (Svalbard reindeer) is the source of this 432-nucleotide messenger RNA. Lineage: Eukaryota; Metazoa; Chordata; Mammalia; Artiodactyla; Cervidae. The record is from the annotation of a GenBank genome assembly.
AUGCGGACCGAGAGGCGGCCGCCAGCACCCGCGGACCGGCCCUGGGAGGGCUCUGCCCCGAGCUGGGGCUCCCAGGACACAGUCAGCCCAUCACCCCAGGACUUGCCCCAGAGCCGAGGUUCAGCUGAUUCACUCACGCUUCUCCUUGCCGGCCGCCGGCCCCAGCCCACCAGACAGACCCUGCGGGAGGGGCCGCGCUGCGUCCCUGACCCCUCAGAAGGGGACCGUACGGAGCAGGAAAUGGAGACCGUCAUCUCUUGCUCAGAAGCUGCCGCAGGCAUCACCGGAGCCCAGCCCAGGGCACGGAGCACCAGCGCCAUCAGCCCGUGCGAGAGGGAGCGGACGGGGGUAGAGACAGCUGCAGCGAAGAUGGCGGUCCUGCCGGCCAGAGUGACCACAGGCAGUGAAGGCCCGGCUGGCACCGGCCCCUAG